AUGUCGCAGGAAAUCCCUCAGCCGAUCACCGCCGCCCCGGCGCCGGCAUGUCCCGACCCCCAGGGCUGGAAACAGCACAAAGAUAACUGCUAUCAGGUUUAUUCGAUGCGUGACGGCUUCUUCAAGACCUGGGACCAAGCAAGGUUGUUUUGUAGGGCCAAUAGAGCAGAGCUCGCUUCUGUACUUAACGAUGAGGAGAACGCCUUCCUGAUGUCUCUAGUUUACACCGUGCCUGACACCAUGCUUUGGUUAGGCGGUACCGCUGGUCUCGGUGGUGGGUAUCGCUGGACUGAUGCGUCACCUUUUACAUACAUCAACUGGAGAGCUGGCGAGCCCAACGACUUGCAGUCCCAGGAAUCGUGUUUAGGAAUGUACCCGAAACUCGAGGCUCAUUGGAAUGACGACAACUGCGGUCGGCUGGCAGGGUGGGUGUGCAAGAAAUCCAUCCUUGAGAAUCCAUCCGUGUUUGUCACUUUUCCGACCACUUCGUCUGCACCCGUAGGAAAUUGCGAGACUGAUUGGCUGAAUACAGGCACGAAGUGCAUAAAGCUGUUUGAGGAGGCCAAGCCUUUCGACGAGGCCCGUGGCAUCUGCAAGCAAGAGGGCCCCAUGGCCGACCUGGUCAGCGUUGCCAGCGAAAAAGAACAAGCGUACGUGUCGACGUUGCUGGGUACGUUAGAGACGUCAGUUUGGUUGGGCAUGAAAUACGUCGACGUCUACCGCUGGCUCGACCAAACCCCCGUGACAUACACCAACUGGGCGCCGGGUGAACCGAACAACAAUCACAAUCCUCGCAACGGCCUACCAGAAGGCGUCUUAUUCCGUCUCAUCCACCCUGGCCCCGUUGGGCCUAACUCAAGGGGGGACAAUGGCGUCCUGAACCCCGUGUUCCCAUCCAGAAUUUUUUGGCACAAGCUUCACAACUCUUUACUGCCAAAUCCUGGCCGGGAGAAGCGUUCGGCAGAUUCGAACAGUGAAGACUGCGUGGAGAUGCACGAGAAAUUCUGGACCAACCAAUGGAACGACGCCGAGUGCCAUAUUAGCAAGCCAUUCGUAUGCCAGAAACCUCUUGAUUCAUCUCUAGAGGAGCCAAGCCCUCCUUUGCUUUGCAGUCCACCCUUCCAGAAUUAUAUCCAGUACUCGUCCGUGUGUUACAGAUACGAGGAGACAGCUCUGCCUUGGCAGGAGGCAGAGUUGCAGUGCAGGGAUGAAGGCGCUGUCCUGGCGUCCGUAGACUACAUGCCGGAGAACUCCUUCCUCUACUUAAUGGCCAACUCUGCCGGAGACUCAGGCGCCAGCAGCAUCUGGAUAGGAUUUCAGUACGAUAAUACGUCGGAGCGGUUCGAGUGGUCGGACGGGCGUCCCGCGUUGUUCACAAACUGGGCGCCCGGGGAGGGGGCGACGGGGGCGACGGGGGCGCUGCGGGAGGAAGCGUCGCGCUGCGUCGAGCUGUCGACUCAGCGCCCCGGGGCCUGGGCAGCCAAGUCUUGUGAUGAGGCAAAGCCUUUCAUCUGCAAAUAUGAAAAUGUCACCGCCCCCAUCCUUGACCCAGCUGUCACGGGCGGCUGUCUCUCCAAAGAUUGGGUCGACUUCGGUGGCAGCUUCUGCUACCUCGUCAAUGCAAAUGAUCAGUUUACAUGGGCCAAAGCAAACUCGCAAGGCCAGGAGGCUGAUGAGUGCCUCAUCAGAGGCCGAGAGGCUGAAUUCUUGUGGAGUGACGGGACAGCGUUCGACUUCAUGCACUGGGCGCCCGAAGAGCCCAACAGUCAGAGCGAGAAGUGCGUUGAAAUGUUCAGCGGCAAGGGCGAGUGGAACGACAUCAGCUGCGACGUACUGCGGGGCUAUAUCUGCAAGACGAAUAAGAAACCUCUUUCCGAGACGACCUCGUUGAUUGCAGCGGCUGAGACCUCGGAGCAUCUUUCCCAUCGUCAGGACGAUAUCCACCUGAGCAGCGGCUCGGUGGUGGCGCUGGUGGUGGUGAGUUUGGUGGUGACGGCGGCUCUAGGAUACGUGGUCUACACAUACGUUAACCAUCUACGUGUCUCAAGACCUACACACAGGCCUGCCGCCAUCACAAGUUUUGACAACGCUCUUUAUAAUCCCGAUGCGCUGGAAAAUUCUAUUCUUGAGAGCGCGGAAAACCUCGAUGGACGCUGCCACAGCGUCACGCUGUCACUGGGACGAUCGUAGUUAAGUCAUUGUGACUCAUCGUGACUCAUCGUGACUCAUCGUGACUCAUCGUGACUCAUCGUGACUCAGCGCAACUCACAUUCACGUGAUAAUAAAAGAAGAGUUCAUGUAGCCACUUGACCUAGAAUGUCUUCAACGCAAAAUUAAUUGUUGAUCCAACAUGUGAAAGUGUAAAUAUGACCGCAGAUAAAAACACACUCAACAUGCGUUCUUCCAGUCGUGCAUGGAACGUUUAACUUGAACAUAAGUCACACCGAGUAGCCCAGAGUAACUCCGUGGUGGUCUGGCAAGCCUUCGAUGAUGUCCUCCAUCAUAUUACAUGUCAUCUCCGCCUCAUUAGCCUCCGAUGUUGUCCCUUUCUUAACUGUCUCAUGCUGUCCCGCCCUUAUCAAACCUCCGAUGUUGUCUCCAUCUCACCACACCGCCGAUGUUGUCACCAUCUCACCAAACCUCUGGUUUGUCGCCAUCUCACCAAACCGCCGAUGUUGUCCCCAUCUCACCAAACCGCCGAUGUUGUCCCCAUCUCACCAAACCGCCGAUGUUGUCUCCGUCUCACCAAACGCUCCAGACGUUUAUUAUUUGCACAGAAAUCCCGCUUAUUAUUUGCACGGCCCAUGAGACAACAUUAAUGGAAGACGAAGUUUUGUGCAAACUGGAAUGCAUAUUCAUCAGUAUGCUGCAUAUAUAAAAUGCAUGCAUGUUCAAAUAAACAAUAAUAUAUAAUAUUAUUGGCAUGUAAUCGUUCAAGUAAA
This is a messenger RNA of Hyalella azteca, 2942 nucleotides long. RefSeq names its product macrophage mannose receptor 1. NCBI's taxonomy places the organism in Eukaryota, Metazoa, Arthropoda, Malacostraca, Amphipoda, Hyalellidae. The record is from RefSeq and is a predicted model, not a curated record. Bases 1 to 2190 code for a protein of 729 amino acids. Gene Ontology annotation, molecular function: signaling receptor activity. The transcript is spliced from 16 exons.